This is a messenger RNA of Eimeria maxima, 1644 nucleotides long. RefSeq lists its product as hypothetical. The transcript has a single exon. The record is from RefSeq and is a predicted model, not a curated record. NCBI's taxonomy places the organism in Eukaryota, Apicomplexa, Conoidasida, Eucoccidiorida, Eimeriidae. The coding region runs from base 1 to 1644 and encodes 547 amino acids.
AUGGGCUUUAUUAGGGUAGAUAGUCAGCUUCUUGCUGCACUGCAGCAGCAGCAGCAGAAGCAGAUGCAGCAACAUCUGCAGCAACAAAUGCAGCAGCAACAGCGAGAAAUCGAUGCUGCUGCUGCUGCUGCUGCUGCAGCAGCAAAAGCUACCAAAACGUCUACACCAAGGGCGGAGAUAUUUGUAGGAAAUGAACUGCAGCAGCAGCAGCAGCAGCAACCGCAACAGCAACAACAGCAACAGCAACAGCAACAGCAGCAACAAGAGCAACAAGUACAACUGCAACAACAGCAGGGGCAGGGGGCAGCAAAUGCAACAGGGACAACAGCAGCUAAUAACAAUCAAUCCCCUGCUGUUCCUGCUGCAGCUGUUCCUGCUGCAGAGCUUCCUGCUGCAGCUGUUCCUGCUGCAGAGCUUCCUGCUGCAGCUGUUCCUGCUGCAGAGCUUCCUGCUGCAGCUAUUGCUGCUGCGGCUGUUCCUGCUGCAGAUGUUGCUGCUGCUGCUAUUCCUGCUGCAGCUGUUCCUGCAGCAGCUAUUCCUGCUGCAGCUAUUCCUGCUGCAGCUAUUCCUGCUGCAUCUCCUCCUGCUGCAGCUAUUCCUGCUGCAGAUGCUUCUGCUGCAGAUGUUCCUGCUGCAGCGGCUCCUGCUGCAGAUGUUAAUGCUGCAGAGGCUCCUGCUGCAGCUAUUGCUCCUGCUGCUAUUCAUGGUGCAGCUCCUCCUGCUGCAGAUGUUCCUGCUGCAGAUGUUCCUGCAGCAGCAAUUCCUGCUGCAGAUACUGCUGCAGCAGCUGCUCCUGCUGCAGAGGUUCCUGCUGCAGCUAUUCCUGCUGCUGCAGCCCCUGCUGGAGAUGUCCCUGCAGCCGUUCCUGCUGCAGCCGUUCCUGCUGCAGCAGUCCCUGCUGCAGCUGUCCCUGCUACACCUGCGCCUGCAGCAGCUGUUCCUGCAGCAGCUGUUCCUGCUGCAGCUGUCCCUGCUACACCUGCGCCUGCUGCAGCUGUUCCUGCAGCAGCUGUUCCUGCUGCAGCAGAGGAGCAGCAGCAACAACAACCAAUAGGCGCUGCCGCAGCAGGGGAGGCGAAACCCUUGGGAGCAGUACCUGCAGCUCCUGCUGCUGCAGCACCAGUUUCUGCUGCUGCAGCACCAGACUCCGCUGCUGCAGCACCAGUGUCUGCUGCAACAGCACUUAAUUCUGCAUUCAACAGCAACAGCAACAGCAACAACAGCAGCAGCUGCAGCUGCAGCAGGAGCUGCAGCAGCAGCAGCAUAUGUGUAGAUUGCUGCAGCAAGGAGACAGAAGAAAAGGAUUGGGGUGUCCCUGAGUUGCAUGCACUAAGAUGUGCUGCUGCAUGCAUAGACAGUGCUGCUGUUGCUGAGCUAAGGAGUCCUCAUUACCUUGUUACUCGUAGGAAGCUGCAGCAGCAAGCAGCAGCAGCAGCUGCAGCAGCAGCAGCAGCAGCAGCUGGUGGUAACAAAGGCAAGCAUCAUGAGAUAAAGCAGCAGCAGCAGCUGCUGCUGCAGCAGCAGCUGCUGCUGCUGCAGGAAGAAGAAAGAGCGAAGGAUAAGGCAGUUAAGCGUUUGCUGCAGCAAUGGCAAUUUAUCUUUGUUAAAUGUUCAGGGGAUAGAUUAAGGGCAUUAGGGAUUUAA